AUGCCUCCAAGACAUUUCCAGUCGUUGCAACGACGCGGCGAGAACUAUGGACGCACUAUCUCCAUCAUCUUUGGCGUCAUCGCCGCCCUGGUUAUCCUGGUCUCUAUCAUAUGGGGGAUCAUCCUGCCAAAAUUCCGGAAGAACAAAACCAAUCGAUACUCAGGUGGACUGACGCCUCGGGUCUACAGCAGGAACAGCCCUCACUUUCCAAGCCAUCCUGCCCUUUUACGUGGCACUCGCCAGAAGCCCACCAAUACUCUGCGACACUACGACCCCAGAAUUGAGACUCCUUUCCAAGACGGUCCUACUCCUCUGAGUACCUUCAACCACGGGUCUGCUGCUUUGUCUCAGAAUCACAUUGCGCUCACCGUCGGCUCUACCAACAGUAGCGAUGGCCUCUUCACGCCAACAAGACAUUACCUGCCAUUGCAACGUGGUCUCCAGAGCCGUCACGAUCCAGACUUACAGUUCAAGAGAACAAACGUUGUACACGCCACUCACAACUACGUUCCGCGAAUGGGGCUCAAUGGCUUAGAAGAAUACAUCUUACCUGUUCCCGAACCACUGGUUCUCCGACCUCGACCGGCAGGACGACCACCACCACUGACGAGACAAUUGGAGAGAUUUCCCAUGCCGAUACCUAGACUAAGUCGAAAAGGCGGCCUCAUGCACCCAGGAAAGGUCUUUUCAGAGCUAGAUCAUUGUGACUCUCUCUCCGCUGCAAGAGAUACUCUGAAUACUCCAUGUCCAAAGUCUGGCAGCAGCAGUCGCCUCAACGGAAAGGAAUUGUCGUUCUUGGAAGUUACACACAGUCACCCUCCUUCUCAAGAUCACCAGGACGCUGCUACAGUUGCCGGGGACCUGAAACCGCGGCUCACGGAGACGACAUCCAUCCGCCACGACACGAAUGGACGAGCACUGGCCAUGGAGAAAGGGCUGGUCACUGCAAGCACAAACCCAGAGGACUCACAGAGCUUGAAACGAGCCGGCACAGUAACAAGACCAAAGACGCCGGUCUCAGAGAUACGUCAAUGGUUCGAUCGGACUGCCAGUGACAGUAAAAUUGGAAAUUCGUCGUUCAAGAGAGGCUGGACACCUUCCUCAAACCCAUUCACGACUCCUGGGCCUUCCUCGACGCCUCGCACGUCACCAGUGCUAUCAACGAAAACACCAUCUCCAAUUCUAUUGCCACCAUUAGAGAUGACAGAUAUGGACACUGUUAUCGAUGCUCCAAGUGCUGGGCCUCGCAGUCGCAGACGAACUCCAAGCUCUGCAGCUCUGCCGUCUCCGACCAAGAUUGCUCCACUCAAACCUGUCGAGUCUGCAAAGACAGCCAGCCGACUAAGCAAGAAAUUGUGUUCCACGAAUGUUUUUGCCCGACGCACAAAAGCAGCACGUCCUCUCAAUCUGGUGUCAUGGUCCAGGGUUCAGUACAGACAACGACAUUCCCUAUCCUCCAUGUCGACGGUCUUCAAACCAAUGCUCGGCGGUACACAGAGCAAGCAAAGCUACUGUGCAAGCAGCGUCUACAGUCGCGACACAAGAGGCAUGAGUUCACUUGGCAGCCCAGGUCUAGACGGAGUAUUCAACGACGCGGGCUAUCCCAUUGGGACUGCCUAUAGCACCGAGGUGCCCUCCGACCGGCAGAAAGGUACUUCUCGACGAAAGGCAAAGGCCGGAUCGAUCGACAUCUUGAGGUCCAAAAUCGACGAGUGGGAUCUGCAUACAGGAGACUUGGACGCAUUAACCUUCACGUCUCCACCUCCCCUGCUCAAGCGAACGUAUUCCGACUGCGGACCUCGACGAUCCAAUGCAUUUGACACCCGUCGCCCGUUUGUGUCCAGCGAAGACCUCCAGGAGAAGCCAUGUGGGUUGUCCCCUGAUGCGAAGCCAAAGAUCCGUGUUGAACAUUGGGACGGCGAUGUGUGGGGUGAUGGCCUUGCAUCAAUUCGUGAUUCCAUUCUUGAAUCAGCAGCGCAGCCCGGAUUCAGCCACCAGCCAGCUCUUGGUCAACUACAAGAUGUGCCACCACCACCAGGGUCUGCCCCAGGUGGUGUUGAUUGGAUUUGA
Molecule: messenger RNA, 2070 nt
Organism: Exophiala xenobiotica
Lineage: Eukaryota; Fungi; Ascomycota; Eurotiomycetes; Chaetothyriales; Herpotrichiellaceae
Exons: 1
Coding region: 1-2070 (689 amino acids)
Source: RefSeq, a predicted model, not a curated record